ACAAUUCUAGGGGAGGUGUUUUUUGGGUGGAGCUUGGAGUCCAUCUGCUGGUCGAAGGAAUACACUGCAGAGAUUUGUAAAUGAGGAGCAAGAGCAGCAACGAUGUCCGGCCGAGGAAAAGGAGGCAAGGGGCUCGGGAAAGGAGGCGCCAAGCGUCACCGCAAAGUUCUUCGCGAUAACAUCCAGGGCAUCACCAAGCCCGCUAUCCGCCGUCUUGCGCGUCGUGGUGGCGUCAAGCGUAUCUCCGGUCUGAUCUACGAGGAGACCCGCGGUGUGCUGAAAGUGUUCCUGGAGAACGUGAUCAGAGACGCCGUCACCUACACCGAGCACGCCAAGAGAAAGACCGUCACCGCCAUGGAUGUGGUGUACGCCCUGAAACGCCAGGGACGCACUCUUUACGGAUUCGGAGGUUAAACGCUCGUCUAGAA
Molecule: messenger RNA, 428 nt
Organism: Astyanax mexicanus (Mexican tetra)
Lineage: Eukaryota; Metazoa; Chordata; Actinopteri; Characiformes; Acestrorhamphidae
Product: histone H4
Exons: 2
Coding region: 103-414 (103 amino acids)
Biological process (GO): nucleosome assembly
Cellular component (GO): nucleosome
Molecular function (GO): structural constituent of chromatin; protein heterodimerization activity; DNA binding
Source: RefSeq, a predicted model, not a curated record